Messenger RNA from Pneumocystis murina B123, 1884 nucleotides. RefSeq lists its product as hypothetical. The coding region runs from base 1 to 1884 and encodes 627 amino acids. Lineage: Eukaryota; Fungi; Ascomycota; Pneumocystomycetes; Pneumocystales; Pneumocystaceae. The transcript has 10 exons. Gene Ontology annotation, biological process: cristae formation. The record is from RefSeq and is a predicted model, not a curated record.
AUGGCUCAAAAUUCAUGGGAAACUUUCUUGCUAUCAUAUGAUGAUGUUCAAAAAACGUAUACUGAAUUUCAGACAGAUCAAUUUGAGAAGGAUGAUUUUGAAAAAGAACUUAAUAGACAUAAAAGAAUAGUGGAGGAAUUAAAUGAAGAUAAUUUCUAUGCUCUUUUGAACGUUAGCAAGAACGCAACGGAACUACAAAUUCGAGAAUCAUAUCAUCGUCUUUCCCGUACACUUCAUCCUGAUAAACAUCAUAAUCCAGAUUUGAAAGCUAUUUCUGAAGAGAAAUUUCAAUUAAUUCAACGUGCAUAUGAGGUAUUGAUGGAUCCAAGAAAACGAUUGAUUUAUAAUAUAUAUGGUGAAGAAGGAUUAAAAUUUAGUUGGGAUAUUCGAAAAAAAUUUAAAACAUCUGAAGAACUUCUUAUAGAGCUUGAAAAGCAAAUGCGUAAAAAAAAUGAACAAAACGUAGAAAAUAUGGUUAAGUCUAGGGGAUAUAUAAACUUGCUUUUUAAUAUUUCACCAUUGUUUCAAACAAUUCAAACGCCUGCAUCAUCACGUCUUGGAAUAUUAUCUCAAACAAGAAAAUUGAAUUUUUUUGAAAGAAUUAAAUACACUGGUAUUUCGGCUGUUUUUAUGAAGCAUUCGUUUUCCAUUCCAUUGUCUUUUGGGAAUAAUUCGUAUUUUAAUGAUAAAAUUACAUUUACUUUUAUUGGGCAAAUGUUAUCUAAAAACAAAACAUCUGAAAGGAACAUUAUAGGAGUUAUGCGUUAUGUUUAUAGUCCAGCUAUUUGGUUUGAAGUAGGGACAUAUCUUCUUGAUCCUAAACUAUUAUUUUCCAAACUUGUCUGUACUUUUAAUAAAGAUUCAUUUAUGACAAUACAAACACAUUUUCCUACUUUUUAUGCACCGCCUCAGUUCAUUAUAAGUUCUGGGAAACGAUUAACUCCUCAGGGAACUGGAUUUAUGAUUUUUAAGACAGGAUGUUGGAAUUUUUGGAAUUGGGGGUUAAAUAUUCCAUUUUCUAGUCAAAGAUCUAGUUUUACUCUCGGUUGGCAAAGCGCUUUGAAACCCGGCCUUGAUAAUUCUUGGAGUGCAGAAAUAACUGCCGGAAUUUUGGAGAGCGGUAUCUCUUGUGAAUGGGUGAAUAAUAUAGGGAAAGGAAAAAAUGUAGAAAAAGUGAAAUUUACCGCAUCUGUUUUGACCAGUGGAGCCGUAUUCGGUAUGGAAACUUCACGAAGGAUUGGAGAAAAUUCUAAUGCUUUUAUUAAUUUAUCUUUUACAUUGCCCCAGGGUAUGAUAGUAUUAAAAGUAAUAUUUUCAAGACUAGGGCAAAAAAUAGUUAUUCCAAUUAUAUUAUGUACUAAAUAUAAUCUUAAGGCGUCUUUAUGGGGAGUAAUAGUUCCAACAAGUAUUUUGAUAGCAUUAGAAGCAAUUUAUUUUAAAUCUAAUCGAAUAAAAAAAAAAAAAGAAAAAAUAGCUGCAAUUAAAAAAGAAUACGAAGAAUGUUUAAAUAUAAAAAAAAAAAAGGCGGAAGAUUUCCUGCAUCUUAUUUAUGAUAUGGUUCAUAGAAGACAAUGUUAUGAAAAACAAAAAGAUGGAUUGUAUAUAAUUAAGGCUGUUUAUGGCGAUUUCAUGACAGGCGAUAUAAUUGAUGUAACAAUUGCUAUUGCAGCUUUAGUCAAUGAGAGCCAGCUUACGAUUCAUCAUGGGUUUUCUAAGUCUCAAAUUAUUGGAAUUUGGGAUCCUGCUUUUGGCCAGAAAAAGACAUUACGUGUAGAAUAUUCAUUUAAAGGAAGAGUUCAUUUUGUAGAAGUAGGAGAUAAACAUGGUUUAAUUGCGCCAUUAAGGGAACAUUUGGUUACUAAUAUUAAAAAAAAUAAUUUUUAA